Molecule: messenger RNA, 1659 nt
Organism: Dermatophagoides farinae (American house dust mite)
Lineage: Eukaryota; Metazoa; Arthropoda; Arachnida; Sarcoptiformes; Pyroglyphidae
Gene: Es2
Product: ess-2 splicing factor homolog
Cellular component (GO): catalytic step 2 spliceosome
Source: RefSeq, a predicted model, not a curated record
CAUACCUAACAUGACCAUCGAUGUGAAAAUAGUGGCGAAUUCAUACAUUUCAUCAUGAUCAUGUUUUGUUUUGAUUUGAUUUGAUUUGAGUUUUUUUUUUUUUAUUGCAAAAAUGGAUUCCAAAACAAUUGUACCUUAUAAAGAUGAUGAUGAUGAUGACAAAUCGGUUGAACAAAUCAAUGAUUUUAAACUUCAAAUCAUAUCUAAUUCAUCGGAUAUAGAUCAUCAGACAAAAGUGAAAAAACGAAAAGUUUUAGAUGAAGAUGAAUUUAGCCGAAAAAUUGGUUCAAUUAUUGAACGAGAUUUUUUUCCCGAUUUAACAAAAACGCGACUAGAAUUGGAACUACAAGAUGCAAUCAAAAAUAAUGAUUUUGAAAAGAUUUCACGAUUAGUGAGAAAAAAAAUUGAACAAAACAAUGGUAAACAAAAAAAUGCUAAUAUGACUGAUACGCCAGCCAAUUUUUGUACGCCUGCAUCCACAUUGAAUGAUGAUGAGAUUCGUUUUCAAAAAAUCGAUCCUAGAGAUCAAGAAGAUGAUGAAGAAACGUCCGACCAGAUGAACAACGAAACAAAUCUAAGUUUGAAUAAAUUUCUCAAUAAAUUUACAUCAGAAGAUAGUGAUUCAUUUCAAAAAUUACAAGAUAAAGCGAUUAAAAAACAUUUGGAAAGAUUGGAAUUUCUAAAUAGUGAUUCACAGCUAAAUAAUGAAAUUGUCGAACAAUCACUGGAAUUACCAUCAAUUGAUACACAACAGAUGAUUAUGAAUGCAAAUCAAUCGACAAAAGAAUCACAAUCAGUUGCAAACAGAUUAGUCACAUGGAAACAUUCGAAUACAAAUACUGUCAUGUUCGAUCCGGAAGGUGUCAAAUUAACAAAAGAUGAAAUUGAACAUUUCAAAUCACGACAAAUUAUCGUUCAUGAAAAUACACGUUUCAAAACAAAUCCAUUUCAAACGAAUGUUAAUUCACAACCAGUUAAUAAUACAAAUCCAUUGCAAUCGGGAAAAAUUGGUGUAGAUGGAAAAGAAGUUAAUGGGAACAAAACUCCAAGUGUAAAUGGUUUUUCAUUCGUUCCCAGUACACCUUGUUUACGACCAGAAAGUCUAGCCAAUUCUCCAUUGAUGACUUGGGGAGCUAUCGAAGCCACACCAAUCAAUUUAAAAGGUGAUACAACCCCAUUAUUACAUUCUGGUGGUGGAUCACAUUUUAAAAUUCCUGAAAUAUCUGAAAAAGAAUCUAUCGGAAAAGAAUUAGCCAAUCGAAUAUUAUUGAAAAAGAAAGCAGCAGCUCAAGAAAAUCGUAUGAAUAGUCCAUUCGUGAAAGGUACAUCGAACUUAGAACGAUUAAAUUCAAUGUCACCAGCUGCACGAUUAUUAGCAACAAAAAAAUUGGGUGUCCAUAAAAAUGUUGACAAUCGAUUACAGGCCAGUUAUUCACCAUUAAUGACGGCCGCAACAACACCAACACCAAGACGUUUAGUGACGCCAUCACCAUUGACAUUAUCAUCAUCUGUCACACCAAAAUCAGAUUCAAUAACGAAGGCUAAUAGUAACAACGAUAGUGAUCAGAAAAUGAAUAAAAGACCUAAAGCAUCACAUUUUUUUUGAUCAUUUAUAUAUUCAAUGUGUAAAUUCAAAUGGAAAAAAAUGAACUUUUUUUU